UAUUUUAUAGAUAUUUACUAUAGUGCUUUUACCGAUUUUAUAUAUGUCAUUUAAGUCAACGUCUACACGAUGGCAGUCCGUUUACAUUUUUGACGUUUUAUGAUUUAGUAAGUUGCUUUUAAAUACAGACAGAAAGACAUCAUGUUAUACAGCAUUGCUCAAUUUCUGCGGACACCAGCAAUCGUCCUGCUGUUUCUGGUUGUCCUAGAGGUGACAUCACACGCGCAUGCAGACAAGAGUUUUGAAGAUGUGCGUUGCAAGUGCAUCUGUCCGCCCUACAGAAACAUCAAGGGACAUAUCUACAAUAAGAACGUUUCCCAGAAAGACUGCAACUGUCUUCAUGUAGUGGAGCCCAUGCCAGUUCCUGGUCAUGAUGUGGAAGCAUACUGUCUGCUUUGUGAGUGCAAAUAUGAAGAACGAAGUAGCAACACCAUCAAGGUGACCAUUAUAAUUUACUUGUCAGUUGUUGGAGCACUUCUGCUGUACAUGCUGUUCCUGCUUCUAGUUGAUCCACUGAUCCGCAAACAUGAUCCCUAUACCAUGCCAUUGCAUAAUGAGGAAGAGUCUGAGGAUGUGAGGCCUCGUGUGGAAGGCGCUCAGGGCCGUGGGAAUACAGUGCUGGAAAGGGUAGAGGGAGCACAGCAGCGCUGGAAAAAACAAGUCCAGGAGCAACGCAAGACUGUGUUUGACCGCCACAAGCUGCUCAGCUAAGCUCUCACUCUGGGUUUGGGGAGAAGGGGGCCACUGACUGACGAAACUUGCAUGAUGAUCUUAGAAUUUGAGAAGCUCAGUUGCAACAGACACUAAACGCUGCCUCAGGCCAUUCAGAGAUACUGUUUUUUUGGCAGAAUACAUUGACAGUCUGAUAAAAAAAUGCUAAUUUUAGAAGAAAACAUAUCUGACACAGUUUUGUGUAUCUGAGCUCCUCAUUUGUUUUUGUUUGGUAUAAGUUUUGCCAGUGGGCCUGCUGUCUCUGCAUUAGUAUUAUAAUAUUUCAAAGGCUCUCACGUUGAAGCUUGUGCAAACAUGGCAACAUGUUAAAAAGUUGUUAAUAGCUCUUAAAUUGCUCGACCAUUGACUUGAACACAAGUUGGGGGAUUGGCCACCUCUUCACAUUUUCUGACCAAAACACUUAAAGAAAUGUGUUAUCAUAUGAUAUGUGUUUGUUUUAAUUACUCUGCAUAUAUUGAUUUUGCUUUAAAAAGCAAUGUAUACUAAUAACACUGACCUGUUAAGCUGAUAAGCUGAAAUAGUUGCGCUUUUUAAUGUCCUGUCAUAGCACUGUUAAAGUUUCACUUUGCAUUUCCAAGGAAAAUGUAUAUAUUAAUACAUUACUGAUAAAUGUUUUUGUUUGUUUUUUAUUUUAUAUUGUUUACCUAUUUAUAAAUGGGUAUGAAUAAUGGAAUGUCAAAAACUUAUCUUUCAAAUGUCACAUUGUAUUAAUUUAAAAAUGUAUUUAUU
Paramisgurnus dabryanus is the source of this 1461-nucleotide messenger RNA. RefSeq names its product transmembrane protein 9 (gene tmem9). Gene Ontology annotation, cellular component: lysosomal membrane. Lineage: Eukaryota; Metazoa; Chordata; Actinopteri; Cypriniformes; Cobitidae. The record is from RefSeq and is a predicted model, not a curated record.